Effrenium voratum is the source of this 3548-nucleotide messenger RNA. Lineage: Eukaryota; Dinophyceae; Suessiales; Symbiodiniaceae. The record is from the annotation of a GenBank genome assembly.
AGCUUCGCGAGUCGAUCGCCAUGGGGGCGAGAUGCAUCGCCGCGGUGGGUUUUGUGGCGCUCGGAGUCGCUGCAGCUCCGGCAGGUCACCAGCGAGGUCCUGGAGACAGCUGGCUGCUGCCCAGCCACUCCUUCGAGCGCACCAUCCACGAUGAGACAUGGCUGCUGAGUGCCGCGUCGAUGGCUAUGCAGGACCGCGUACUGUUGAUGCCGCCAGUGGCCGAUCGGGCCGCCUUCAUGUGGAACAAGAAGGCGAUCGAUUCCACAGACUUCGAGGUGGUGUUUACCAUCUCCGGGCGCUUGCCACGUGGCACCGACCAGGACGGGAUUUUCGCCUUCUGGCUGAGCUUGGAGGAUUAUGCCAAGCAAUACGACGAGAAGGCGAUCAUCGAGAAAGCACAGAGGGACAGAAAUAAAGAUUGGAAGGUGGGGCUGAGGGAUGCUGGCUUCAGCCAGAUGGGCAGCAAGCCCGACUUCAAGGGCUUGGCCAUCGUUUUCUUGCCCUUCGACGGGCAGCGCAAGCUCAGGCAGACAGUGGCGGCGCUGGUCAGCGACGGCUCCAAGGCGAUGCCCGCGCCACUGGAGGAGGUGCUGAAGGAUUCGAGGGCCACGGUGGUCACAAGCGACUGGCUGCCCUCCAGCUCAAGCUCUUGCCAGGUGCGGGUUCGGCUGCAUCCGGAUGGCAGCAUCGUCAUUGCCAAGCGGGACCUGGGCGUGUCUCACCUGCCCGGCUCUUUGUGGUCCUGGGCACCGGACGGCGACACGGUCAAAGGCACCUUCGUUCUGCAGCCGGACAAUACCUUGAGCUGGAAGGAGCACGCAAAGUCGGGGAGCUGGAAUUUGUUACCAGGUGGAAAGCUCAACAUGACGCUCUUCGAGGCGAACUUUAUCCUUCGGCUAGAAGGCAGGCGUGCAGUGCAGGAGUACCCAGAGUUUCCCACCCGCGCCAUCGCCUACCUGGGUGGCAAGGCAGAGGAGGAACCCUGGCAACAGCUCAUGAGCUUCCGGGCCAGCGCGCUGCCAGUACCAGUUCCUCGCACCUACCUUGGCUUUACAGGCUACUCCGGCACGAAAACCGGAAUGGAGGUGAACUUGAAUUACUUGGCCAGCUUCAAUCACGACCCCCACGUGCUGGGCGAGGAUGGCUAUAGCAUCGCAAAGUCGAAAGAGUGGAGGGAGGCCUUGGCAGAAGAGGCCCGCUUCGUCGACCGCGCCUCCCAGCGCGAGGCCCUAGAGCGCCUCACCAAGCUCUUAGCGGAGCACGUGGCGGACGAAGAGGCCUUAAGCCAGCAGAUGCGGGAGGAGUUCGUCUCUGUAGAGACCCGAAUGGAGCAGCUCAGCCAAAAUGUGGGCACCUACCUAGCAGCCACGCAGGCUUGGUCUUCUGAUGAUGGCCAGCUGCAUGCAGAGGCGAUCCGGGCCCACAUGGGCAAGGUCAAAACGCUGCUGAACAUGGGCAAGGAGGUGCACGAGGUCGCGCUGCAGCAAGCGCGGAACGCCGCCAGCAGGCUCAAGGACACCAGCAAGAUGCUGGGCUCCGGCGAAGGCAGCAAGCAAAAGGUGCUGGCUGUGGCUGAAAAGGCCCAGACAGUCAAAGACUAUGCAGCGGCCGGCUCGUCACAGAGCCAGCUGCUGUUCUUUCUCAUAGUCAUUUGCGUGUCCGUCUUGGGGGCCUUGUUCUUCAACCGGAUGAAUUAUUACGAGAAGAAGCAUUUCAUCUGCCGCACGGAGGCGAGGCUGAACGGCUGGGCUAAGGUUGAGCCGCGUCGAAGUCCCCCCACGACCGCUUUCAAGCGGGCCAAUGUGACUGCGAAUGGCGGCGGCGGCGCCAGUGCGGUUCGGUCCUUCUCUGCCCCUCGCGCCACGGACAAGGCGAAUGGUGUGCACACACCGCCGCGCCGACAAAGCGUCGGAUCCUCCACAGGCGCGAGGCUUCCCGAGCGCAGGCGCUCACAAGGCGAGCAUCCUGCAACCGCUCGGGAAGUUGCGCAGCAGUUGCUGCAAGCAUCAACCCGCGAAGAAGUCCAUCACAUCGACCUCCGGUAUCCGGCUACAAGCCUUUUCUCGCCCACGGAGUCCUCCGUCUCCUCGAAGCCGCCGUCACCUGCCAGCCCCUUUAUGCCGGUGCUGCCGGUGCCCCUGGAGCAACCAGAGGCUUUGGCAUUUCCACGGCCGAUCCAGGCGGACAGGAUCGACCUGUGGGCGCAAGACGCGCUUGCCAGAUGCUGUGACUGGCAGUCCAGCGAAAGCAGGCAGAUGCCGGAUAAGAAUUACUCCUACCUGGCCAUCCAACUGCAAAAGGUCUGGGUCCGAUGUGCGAAGCGCCAGCAGCGAGAAGCUUUGGCCUCACUCGGCGAGUCCAAGGGCGAGGAGGUCGCAACUUGGGAGCUCAAGCGACCUGCGCCACCUGCGCCACAUGCGCCGCCGCCCGCUCCGACCCAUGCACGGAAUAGCCACAGGGAGGACUGCCAGCAGGGGGUCCUCACCUUGGCAGCCCUGGUGGGUCUGCAGCUGCGUGGGGCGCUGAGGCGCUGGGAGAACUUCGCGCGCAGGAAGCGCUUCGAGGACCUGCAGUGCAAGGUGGUUAUGGCCCUGCGCAGCGUGCCGGAAGACGGCCGACGCACACCCAGCCUCGCCCAGAGCCCGCAGCAGGUGGAUGAGUUGCUGGACUCGCCUCAAGAAGUGCGAGCUGAGACUGUCCAGCAUCAUCAACCAGGGUAUCCUCAAGCUGAUCAACCAUCUCACCCCUCUCAAGGUCCUUCCCAUCAGCCUCGGGUCUUCCAGCCCGGCCGCGCGGACCGUGCGGACGUGUCCGUGAAGGCCCGCGACGUGAGCGACGACGAGUUCGUGAAGUCUUUGUGCGAGGAUCAGGCGCGCAUCGAUGAGGUGAUCAAGUUGGCCGCCAUCCUUUGGGACAGCGGCAGCUUGGUGCAGAUGCAACCCACGGCGCUUUUGAAGGCAUCUCUCCUUGCCAGGACUGCGGAGCGCUGCCAGCGCCACGUCAUGCGGGAAGCGCUGCACGUCUUUUGGAAGCGCUGCUCCCUUCGGCGCUUGGAGGAGCUGGUGGCCAAGGGGACGCCUCAGCCGGUGACGGCAUUGAUGAAGUCCCAGGCCGAGGUGGUGUCUCAGCAUUUGCCCGAGAAGCCUAGCCACGACUUGCACGCAGGUCAUGGAAGGCACGCGGAGACUGCUGGAGGAACAAGUCUGGUGGAAGGACUCCAUGCGCACGAAGCACUGCCGGCGCCGCUCACGCCAGCAGCCGAGCCGCUGGAACUUUUGGGCGAGCGCCCGGAGCGUGAGGUGGUGGCACAGCAUCUCCCACCACAUCACGCCCCGAGCCACGCGCCGAGCCACGCGCCGAGCCACGCGCCGAGCCACGCUCCGAGCGCGCAAAGUCACGCGCCGAGCGUGCCGAGCCACAUGCAGGAGCCAAAGCCGGAUCUGGCAGAUCUGGUGGCCCUACGUGAGAGGCUGGAGGUGAAGCCAGACAACCAAGGAAGCGCCUGCCUUCGCUCUGGACCCUUCCGACAAAUCGGAGACGGAGUCUGA